Dacryopinax primogenitus is the source of this 3291-nucleotide messenger RNA. RefSeq lists its product as uncharacterized. Gene Ontology annotation, molecular function: osmosensor activity. Bases 1 to 3291 code for a protein of 1096 amino acids. Gene Ontology annotation, cellular component: extracellular region; plasma membrane; cell surface. Lineage: Eukaryota; Fungi; Basidiomycota; Dacrymycetes; Dacrymycetales; Dacrymycetaceae. Gene Ontology annotation, biological process: hyperosmotic response; fungal-type cell wall organization; establishment of cell polarity. The transcript is spliced from 3 exons. The record is from RefSeq and is a predicted model, not a curated record.
AUGCUCUCACUAUCACCGCUCUUCCUGCUCGCACUCCUCUGCUCUCACCCGAUACGUGGACACGCACAUAGCACCCAUUCGAGUUUCACCCACUCCCACGCACGGCGCUCGCUCCACACCAGGGAAGGACCUACGAGCGCUAGCUAUGCGAGGGAGGAGAGAAGGGAUGUGUUGGAUGGGUUAGGACAGGUGGUCGGAGGCCUGUUGGGAGAUUUGGGAAAGACGGUCGCAGACUUGGGCGAGGAUGUUGGAAACGACUUGGCCAACAUCAAGCGGCGCUUACAGUCGUGGGAGAAACGUGAUCUCCUCGGAGACUUGGACCAGACGGUCGGAGACGUCCUCGGAGGUUUGGGAGACACGGUCGCAGACGUGUUGGGAGACGGGAAUGGGAGUUCGUCUGAUUCGGGCACGUCGACGGGCACAAGUACGAGCACGGGUACCAACUCGGGCACGUCGACUCCUGCUUCAACAACGGAUACUCCGUCCGCUACUUCGAGGGACACGACGUCGCCUACCUCUUCAAGUGAUACGAGCUCGCCCACCUCUUCAAGUGAUACGAGCUCGCCUACCUCUUCCAGUGAUACGAGCCCACCUACCUCUUCAAGUGAUACGAGCUCACCUACCUCUUCAAGUGAUACGAGCUCGCCUACCUCUUCAAGUGAUACGAGCUCGCCUACCUCUUCAAGUGAUACGAGCUCGCCCACGUCAUCCACCGAUUCGGGCACGUCAACACCCUCCACCGACUCUUCCUCCCCUAGCACCACCAACCCACCAUCGACUGCUGAUCCGGGCACGACCGCUGCGCCUACUUCGGCGACAGACGACAGCUGCAAUGGCGUGCUUGGUGCACUUGGCUGUGGGCUCUCCUCCCUUGGUGGAGGCGCAGGCACAGCGGUGAGCAAUAUCGUUGGCGUGAUCACUUCGGACGCCGGCGCCAUCUUGGGGAACAACCCUACUAGCACCACUAAUAUCCCCACCACCACCGCUGCGCCGACGACUGCGACGGAUAGCAGCUCACCCACCUCGCCUACCGAUACUGCCUCUGCGCCUCCUACGAUAACACCGGACACGCCUCUUACAACAGCACCGGACCCGCCUCCUACGACAACACCGGACUCGCCUCCUACAACAGCACCGGACCCGCCUACAACAGCACCGGACCCACCGCCAACAACGACCGCGCCUUCCUCCCCGACGAGCACGGCAGACAGCUGUGACGGUGUGGUUGGCGAACUUGGAUGCGGCCUGUCUUCACUCACCGGAGGCCUCGGCACUGGCCUUUCGGAUAUAGGUAACGGCGCGACGAGCAUACUUCUCGGAGGUGCCCCGACUACUACUGCGGACAUUCCCACUUCGCCAACUGACGUCGCAUCCGCUCCUCCCCCGACAUCGGACACGAGCACCCCGACGGUGACUGCAGCUCCUCCCCCGACAACGGACCCGAGCACCCCGACGUUGACUGCACCCCCGCCUCCGCCCACGACUGCAAUCGCUCCCAGCACAGACUCGUGUGACGGCUUACUCCCGGGUGCGCUGUGCGGCCUGUCUUCCAUCGUCAGCCAGGUCACCUCGGACCUCCUGGGCAAUGGGACCACGAGCACGGACCCGCCGGCCCCGCCUACAUCGGUCGCUACGGACCCACCUACUUCAGUCGCUACGGACCCGCCUACUUCGGUAGUUACGGAUGCUCCGCCACCUACUACUAGCCCUGCGCCGCCUGCGACAGCGACUGAUCCCUGCGCGGUCCUUGGCGGCUUCGGUUGCGGGCUUUCCUCUAUCGUGAGCAUCGUUACCUCCGACGUGGGCAACAUCCUUAACGGCACGACUACGGCCCCCCCUGCGAACCCUACCAGCAUACCCGAUCCGCCAGCCUCAAGCUCGGACACAGGCUCGGACAACGCCAUCAGCACAGUGAUUAGUCAGUUCUCCAGCGCGAUCAACGAUGCUACCAGUGCGAUCAACGAGAUUUCGAGCAUCCUUCUUGGCUCGCCGACCACGACCACUGCUAUUAACACAGGGUCGAUCAACUUUGGAGCGGGGAACACCUCUGCUCCGGCAACGUUCACUGCUCCCGGUCUGGGCCCAUCGACGGCUUCGGUGACCUCUGCGAGCCCGACGCCGUCCUUCUCUCCCGCGCUAGGUAGUAUCUUCCCCGGCACGAGUCUUGUUGUUUCUGUCUCCCAGCCUACGACUAUCAGCACUGCCCAAGAUGCGCCUCUGUCCGAGUUCUCCGGCCUUCUGACCGCCAGCUCGCUCUUGUUCUCUUCCAACUCUGUGUCCUCCGAUAGCUCCUCGCCUACGCAGACGAACCCAGACGUUCUCCCCACCACGCUCACCCAGACGUUCGGUACACCCGCAGCAAGCCCAUUCCCCAGCGCCAUCCCAGCGAAGAUCCUACCCCCUACCAGCUCUGGUAGCCAGAACAGUGUCUCGGGAGCUGUGGCUGCAGGGUCGACACCGGCGGGCACGACGCUCAUCUCGAUCUUGUUUGCUCCCCAACUUAACUGGGUUUUCGUGGUCAACAAUGUCGAGUCUGCCAGCCAGCUGUUCGCUUUCUGUCCUGUGCUGCUCGCUAACGCCCUCGGGAUCGAUACGAACGACGUACAGACAGUCUCUCUCGAAGCGUACCAGCCGGCGAACUAUGAUGGAGACAUCAACGAGCUUCUCACGGUCUACCUUGCCCAGAUUCCGGAUGCGUAUGUACCGUACCUCCAGGCCCAGGUACAGACGAAGAACUCACCGCUGUACUAUUCCUCCACGGGCACGGCGCACCAGCUCUCAGAGUUCAUCGAUCCUGCCUUCCCGGUGACCGCACUGGCUACUGCGCCUUCCUCGGGUAGCCUGGCAGCCAGCGGUUCUUCAACGACCAGCAACAAUCAGCGCAGAGACGCCAUCAUCGGUGUCGUCACGGCCGUCGGUGGAAUCCUCCUUCUCGCAGCCCUGUACUUUGCCCGGAGGUGGUACAAGCGGCGACAAGAGCGCGCACAUCAGCAGCUUGCCAUGUCCCCCGCCUCGAGCGCCAUCUCACCCAUUGGCGGUGCAGGCAUUGGCGUGGCGGCCGCCUAUGUGCCCGAGCGUAACUCGCCCAGCCCGGACAUGAUGCAAGAACGUCGUCGGUCCUUCUUCUUCGCUGAGGACUCGCUUCGCGGGUAUAUGGACCCAGCAGCGACACGCGCCGUGGACCCGCUGCACGAGUACCAGUCGCAGCAGCGCGGCGCUCACCGCACGAGCCCAGUGACGAUCAGCCAGAUCUCUCAGCCGAUCCUGCGUCAAUCGAGUUUGAACUGGUAG